Amborella trichopoda is the source of this 4404-nucleotide messenger RNA. RefSeq lists its product as uncharacterized. The record is from RefSeq and is a predicted model, not a curated record. NCBI's taxonomy places the organism in Eukaryota, Viridiplantae, Streptophyta, Magnoliopsida, Amborellales, Amborellaceae.
CCUUCAAAUUCUCGCUCCUCCUCUUAUCUGCUAGGGUUUUGCAACUCUUAUGAGCUAUGAAUUUCUGCUGUAUUUCUUGAACUUAAUCUCUUAUUAUGGAAAUCGGGCAAUGUGUGUUGAGUAUGCUCGUUAAGGUGUAGGGAUUUGCCCUGGUUUGAUCUGUUUAUAGGAAGAAUCAAUUUUCUGGAAGGAGCACUGGAAUCGCUGCAAAAUGAGACUGACACGAGGUUUUCCCUUUGCGUAGCUGUGGAAAAUGAGUAUUUAGUUAGUACUGGUGCAUUUCGUUUAGGAGUGUGUAUCUAGUUGGUAUGCCAAGGAAACGAUUCAUACCGAAAGGAAUAUGAGAUGCAUCUUCACAUUAUUGAAAUGCCAGAUUUAUCUCCAAAACGAGAUUUAGCGAGGCUUGUGAAAAAAGAGCCUGAAUAUUAGUGGAUGCUGAUAUAUUUUUACCAGAUUUGAACGGUUAAUACGAGUUUUUGGUUGGGAAAAGUGCGAAAAGUUCUUUAGAAUGGAACAAAUAUGUGGCAUUUCUUGCCAGAUUUAGUUCAGGAAAGAGUUCUAACAAAGUUUCGAAGUGACAAUCUGACGUUGUGUUUUCAAGAUCAAGCAAUAUGCGGUUUAGGCGAACUAGAAACAAGGAGUCCAUAGCCCUUUUUGAAGGAAUGAUUUGAAGCAAGACAGUGGGUUUUCUUUCCCAGCUUUCAGUGGUCCGAUCUUAUUUUGGUGACAUCUUUCUGGGGAAUGCUGGGGAAACAUGGCCAUGAUGCUUUGGGUGAAUGGAGUAUACGUUUAGACUUUGUUUAGCUGUCCUUAUAUAGAGUCUAAAUCCUUUUUGAAGAUGCAUUGCACAAUAACGGCAGAUUCCCCCUUGGAUUAUGCUGCCUUUCAAUUUUCACCGAAACGCACAAGUUAUGAGGCAUAUGUUUUUGGAGAAGGGAAGUCAGAGAAACUUGCUGAGGGACCUUUUGGGCCUCUAGCGGCGCACUUGCCUGCCGUGAAAGAGCAGAUAGAAGGAUCUGAGAAUGUCAUCAGGUUGCAGCUACCUGAGAGCCUAAGUGGUGCGUCAUGGUUCACGAAGUGCACUUUGUAUAGGUUCCUGCAUAUUGUAGGGAAACCUGAGGUGCUGAGGAAAGCGGGUGCUAUUGAAAAUGAGAUGGCACAGUUGGAGGAGGCAAGAAGGUUCCAUCUCUCUCUUUAUGCGAAGGGUGGACAAGAUCAUGCGUCAAAUGGGGCCACUGAUGUAAGCUGCUCGUCUGAUGCUACCAAGAAUGAACUACUGCGAGCAAUGGAUGUGCGUCUCCUUACAUUAAGAGGAGAACUGAUUGAUGCUUUCAAUCUAGCAGCUGGAACUGCAUGUUCCUUUGGACAAAUUGCUCAUCUAGUAGAAUUUGCUCAGCAUUUUGGAGCAACAGAUUUAAGGAACUCAUUUUUGAAGUACUUAGCUCUGAGCGAAAACAACCAAGCAGGUGAUUCAGAAAAGAAUGAUACCCUUAGUGUCAUGGAAAAAUCAGAUAUCCAUGCAACAAAUGAAUUUGAGCAAAGAUCAUUUGGUUCUCUUGCACCAGCUGGAAAACUCCAGGAGGGAGAAAUGUAUCCAAGAUGUGGAGUAUCUCCAGCAAAAAUUGCAGAAGUUGAGCGCAAAAGUCCAACUGAAAGUGAAGAAUCCUCUAAUUCAAGUGAAGAAGAAAGGUCACCUGUGGAAAGAAGCCGGCCUAUGAUAAGGUCUGCAUCCCCGAGAAGGUCAGCGUCACCAAUGCGUCGAAUCCAAAUAGGGAGAUCAGGAUCUCGGCGCUCCACUGCCCUCACCAUUAAAAGCCUCAGUUAUUUCCCGACAAAAGAAAGGAUAUCGGUGAGCCGAGAAACUGGCGAUGCAAGUGGGGAUGAAGAAGCAGCAGAUCAGCCCAUAAAGAAGCCCGAUAAUUUGGUGAGGAGGAUGAGUGUCCAAGAUGCCAUCAAUCUCUUUGAGAGUAAACAAAGAGAUUUGAGCUCGGAUAUUCAGAAACGGAGGGCAUCGACAGAGACAGGAGGAACAUCUCUGAGUGCUAACAAGGCUGUGUUGAGGAGAUGGAGUGCUGGAAUGGGAGAUAGUGCCACACAAUGUGAAACCUCUAACCAAGAGGUUUUCUCAACCACUCAAGAAGUAAAAAAUGAUUUGGAAGAGCAGAAAGAAACUGGGGCUCCAACUGAUUUUGAGGUAGUGUUCAAUCCUGGGAAGCAAGAUAUGGUUAAGGCUACUGAAACAGUAAGUGAUUUUACAGUGCAGAACAACGUUUCUGAUGCUGGUGAUUCUCCAAAGCCCCAAGACGCACUAACUCAAAAAACUGAUUCGGCAGAAUGGAAUCGACAAAAGGAAGCAGAGUUGAACCAGAUGUUGAUGAAGAUGAUGGGGAGCCGGCCAAUGGGUCAUCAAAAUCAGAUUGGAACCAAUAGAAACCAGGAUCUUCUUGGUGAACAAAAUAGGGGUUUCUAUGAUCAUUACAAGGAGAAGAGAGAUGAGAGGCUUAGAGGGGAGAAUGCUGGGAAAAGAGCGGAGAGAGAAGCCAAGUUCAGAGCAAUGCAAGAGGCAUUGGAACAAAGGAAAGCAGAGAUGGCGAGUAAGAGCACAGGUCCCUCUGCCAAAACUGGCACCCCUACUUAUGCUACAAAAUCUCAGAGAAACUCAUCACCUUCAAUGCAACAACCCAAGAGGGAGGUUUCGAAACCAGGUCCCAUAAAGAAGGCAUCUCCAAGGGCCUCACCAGUGACCUCUACACGUGGUGCUACACAACAGUUGGCUUCGCCUAGAACUAUUGCCCCUAAUAAAACGUCUACUACAUCUGCCACUACACCAACACGCCGGAAAAAUCAAUCUACACCACCGUCUGUAGCGAAACCUGGGCGGAAAAUAGAGAGAGAGCCUCAACCCACAAAAGCCGUGGUUGCUCGAAAAGAAGCUCAGACUGAUAGUACCAAGCGGGGCUUGAAAAGCAAGAUGGAGAAGGAGAAACCAUCAGGAGUGAGAAAGAGUGUUCAUGGUGUGAUUGCUGCAAAGGCUUCACCUGAUUCUGCAACUGCUCAAGCUAAGCCAAGCUUUUACAGUAAGGUUACCAAGAAGAGCAGCGUAGUGCCUCUUGAGUCAAAGCCUUUCUUGAGGAAAGGGGCUGGUAUUGGGCCAGGCAUUAGCAAGACAAAAGGUUCGACCCAAACUGAUGAUCUAUCAAAAAGCCCUGAAACUCCAGCACAACCCCAGGUGACAACAGUGCCUACUAUCGAUCAAGUCGAGGCUCCCCUAUUGCCAGAUCCAGGAGAAGCCCAAGCAAGAACCCUUCCUCCGGAACCCAUACUUCCUCCAAAUGAACCCGAUCCUAUGCCUGAGCUGGAGCCCGAACCUGAGCCUGAGAAACCUCUUAAUAGCAGUCAUAAUUUUGAAAAAUUGGCCAUUUCAGACCAUUAUUCAUCUGUUACAAAAAAUAAGGGAGGUGAAGCUGUUCAAUCAGUGGAAGAGAUCACUCCUUAUAAGGCUGACGAGGACGUGGCAGCUGCCCUGUGGGCUGAGCCUGAGCCAGAACCCCCUGUGGCUUGUGAUACCAGCCCAAAGGUUAUGGCAAAUCGGGGAGCUUUUGGGCCUGCAAUUUCAAGUCCACGUGUUCGUCACUCUUUAUCACAGAUGCUUAGGGCUGAUAGCGGUGAGGCUGACCUCAUUAGUGAGUGGGGCAAUGCAGAGAACCCACCGGCUAUUGUGUAUCAAAAAGAUGCCCCCAAAGGGUUAAAGAGGUUGCUUAAGUUUGCGAGGAAGAGUCGUAAUGAGAGCAUAGCGAGUGGGUUGGCUAGCCCUUCGGUGGGCUCUGAGGGGGAAGAUGAUGGAGAGGAGGCAAAGGGAGUGGGGAAGAGGCAUUUGGAUGCGAUGGCACUGAGGAAGUCCGCGGUGCAAGGAAGGGGGUUUGGGUUCGAUAAGGCGGUUUUUAAUGAGAGUUUUGACAGUGGGAGUUCGAGCAAAAGGUCUGUGGAUUACCGUGGAGCCCACGAUCUUAUGCAGGCUCAAACGCACAUGGGAAGCUUUGCUGGCCAGAACUCUUCACUAAACCAGACAACAGCUUCAACUAAAGGAAGCCGAUCGUUCUUUUCACUGUCAACAUUUAGGAGCAAAGGAAGUGAAGCAAAGACCCGUUGAUACCUAAUAGACAGAUGCAUAUCAUGCAAAUGAGAAAAUGUUAUAGGUUAACACCUCAUACUCUCUCUCUGGGAUAAGCAAAAAGGUCAUGCUCUCUCUCUUGCUCGCAGAGAUGCCAAAUUUAACGUUGUUUUCUUAAUGGACACGGUUUCCAUGCGGCCAGCCCGCUUAUUGUAGAAAUGCGGGCUUGGCACUAAAUAUAUCUUUGACAUGGAGAUCGUGAAUAUGAAAAAAGAAAAUUUGAAAACUAGAAA